AUGAAAUAAUACAAAAAUAAUUUAGAGAAAGAAGAGGAACAAGCUUUAUAAUCUACUAUUUAAAAGCAUUAAGUUGAAAAUUUUAUUUAAGAAAAUAAGGAAGAAGUUCCGAAUUAAGAAUAUCAAAAAAGUUACAGAUUGAAUUAGAUUCGAGAAAAGAAAUAAAAUUCAAUUAAAUAAUAAUUAGAUGCACUAUCAACAGCUACAUCCAAUUUUUACAAAGAAUCGAAUGAAAAUCAAAUUAAGGACUAGCAAACUAUAGUUUAGUUUUAUAAGAAGAUGGAUUAAAGUUAGAUUAACUUAAUUAAAUAAUAGAGAGUAGCAAACAGAAUUAUUUCAGCCAAACCACUAAAGCAUUUAGUGAUUAAGAAGGGAUAGGAGUCAUCUUAAUUUUAAUAAUUUGAAAGCCAUGAAUAAAAAAGGUCCCUUCUUAUUUUUUAAGGUUAAGGUGAUAAGCAGUUAUAAUAAUAGGAUGAGGAGAUGAUUUCUGUUAAUUAAUAAAUAAGUUAGGAUUAACAUUCACAAAUAUUUAAAAGACCAUCUAGAUUAAGAAAAAUUUCUCAAUCAAAUGGAGCUUAUUUAGCAUAAACAAGCUAAUAAUAAGAACCAUAAAUAGAAUCCUAGUUAUUGGAAUCUUCUAAAGAAUAAAUAAUAGGAAAUUAAAGUUAAAAAAGUAAUAAGGAUGAAUUAUACGAUUCAUUAGAAAUAGAGACAAUUUAAAAUAUUUCAAAAAUGAAAGAAAGCUAAUUCGAUUCAAUAACUAAAAUAGAGUUUAGGUUUAAUGCCAAAGAAGGAUCACUCUAUAUGUUGGGAGAACUUUUGACAAAUCUAUAAGAGCUAACAUUAGAUAAUUCUAAUAUUGAAUCUUUGAGACUAUUAGGCACAAAAUUGACAUUUUUAUAAAUAUUAAGUAUUAGAAAAUCAAAUUUAGUGGAUUUAUCGGGAAUACUAAGUAUGCCUAAUUUAGUAGAGUUAAAUUGUUCAUUUAAUAGUAUAAAUGAUGUGAGCCCCUUAGCAUUUCAUUCUAGAAUUGCAAGUUUAGAUCUUGAAGGGAAUCUUUUAACUGAUGAAUAUCAAUUGGGUCAUUUAGAAUCCUUAAAUUUAUAAAAUUUAAACCUUAAGAAGAACCCAAUAUGUUGUAACUAAAAAUUAUAUGAAAUUAUCUGUCAUAGAUUUGCUGAAAUAAAAUUAGAAAUAGAUAGCAAUUCAAAAAUUACAGAGAACCCAACAGAUGAAUAAAAAUAAACUUCGAAAAUUCAAUCUUAAGAAUAGAAAAUAAAUCAAGAAGAAUAAAAAAUUAAAUAAUUAUAAACACUUAUAGAUGAUUUAGAAUAGAAUAAGAGUUUAUGUUAAUCUCUGAAAGGAAAGCAGUAGGAGAAACAUAAAUUGAGAAGGCCUCAAACUGCUUAAGCCUAGCAAGUAAAGCCAGCAUCACCACUCUAAAGCUAGAAACCUGAUUAUUAUGAUUUACUCAUAGAUGAAAAUUGCAAAGAUCCUAAUAAGAAAAGCAAAUAGAUUUAUAGUUUAAAAAAACCAAUUUUUUGA
Molecule: messenger RNA, 1545 nt
Organism: Paramecium tetraurelia
Lineage: Eukaryota; Ciliophora; Oligohymenophorea; Peniculida; Parameciidae
Exons: 3
Molecular function (GO): protein binding
Source: RefSeq, a predicted model, not a curated record